Electrophorus electricus (electric eel) is the source of this 3614-nucleotide messenger RNA. It is a transcript of the gene jupa, whose product is annotated as junction plakoglobin a. Gene Ontology annotation, molecular function: cadherin binding. The record is from RefSeq and is a predicted model, not a curated record. NCBI's taxonomy places the organism in Eukaryota, Metazoa, Chordata, Actinopteri, Gymnotiformes, Gymnotidae. Gene Ontology annotation, biological process: cell adhesion.
UCUGGUAUCGGGGCGGAGCGCCUGGAGAAGCUCUGCUGUCCGGCUUACGCAGGCUGCUCGUUCUGGGCGCAGUUCAGGGCAAUCGCUGGCUACAUAAACUGGCCUGAAGAGUGAGCUUUCGAGAAGUUCAGAUUUGGAUCACAGUCUUUUCCGAUUUUGGGAGAAGAUUUCGAAAGGUUUUAAAAUUUGGAUUAGGCUAGAGCCAAGGAGGUUAAGAUGGCAAUGUAUAUGGGUGAGCGUGAGGGUGUGGUGAAGGUUACAGAAUGGCAGAACACACAUUAUGCAGGAGAUUCAGGCUUCCAGUCAGGAGCCACAACAGUGCGUUCAGAUGGUGACGAUGGCACAGAAUUCCACUCUAAGAAAUACACCAUGACCACCACAGUCACAGAGACCCCUCCAGACCUGGAGUCACAGUACACCAUAACCCGGUCCCAGCGCGUUAGGGCGGCCAUGUUCCCCGAGACGGUGGGAGAGGGCAUGACCGUGCUGUCUACGCAGGUGGACGCGGCCCAGCAGAGCAACGUGCAGAAGCUGGCUGAGCCCUCGCAGCUGCUCAAAACCGCCAUUGUCCAUCUCAUCAACUACCAGGACGAUGCGGAGCUGGCCACGCGCGCCGUGCCAGAGCUCACCAAGCUGCUCAACGACGACGACCAGGUGGUGGUGAACAAGGCGGCGCAAAUCGUGAACCAGCUGUCGCGGAAGGAGGCUUCCCGGCGGGCGCUGGUGCAGUCGCCGCAGGUGGUGGCGGCCGUGGUGCGGGCCAUGCAGAACUCCAACGACAUGGAGACCACGCGGGCCACGGCCAGCAUCCUGCACAAUCUGUCACACCAGCGCGAGGGUCUGCUGGCCAUCUUCAAGUCGGGCGGUAUCCCCGCCCUCGUCCGCAUGCUCAGCUCUCCAGUGGAGUCGGUGCUGUUCUAUGCCAUCACCACCCUGCACAACCUCCUCCUGCACCAGGAGGGGGCCAAGAUGGCCGUUCGCCUGGCCGACGGUCUGCAGAAGAUGGUGCCGCUGCUGAAAAAAAGCAACCCGAAGUUUCUGGCCAUCACCACGGACUGCCUGCAGCUUCUCUCCUACGGCAACCAGGAGAGCAAGUUGAUCAUACUGGCUAACGGAGGUCCUGAGGGCCUGGUGCAGAUCAUGAGGAACUACAACUACGAGAAACUGCUGUGGACCACCAGCCGCGUACUCAAGGUGCUCUCCGUGUGCCCGAGCAACAAGCCUGCUAUCGUGGAAGCCGGUGGAAUGCAGGCUCUGGGAAAGCACGUGACUGGCUCUAGCCAGCGCCUCACACAGAACUGUCUGUGGACUCUGAGGAACUUGUCUGAUGCUGCCACCAAGCAGGACGGCCUAGAGGGUCUCCUGCAGGUCUUGGUCGGCCUCCUCUCCACAGACGAUGUGAACAUGCUCGCGUGCGUCACUGGCAUCCUGUCCAACCUCACGUGCAACAACACGCACAACAAGACACACGUGACUCAGUGCGGUGGCGUGGAGGCCCUGAUCCAUGCUCUGCUGCGUGCCGGAGAGAAGGAGGACGUGGCGGAGCCGGCCACCUGCGCCCUGCGCCAUCUGACCAGCCGCCACCCGGACGCCGAGGUGGCCCAGAAAGCUGUGCGCUGCCACUAUGGCAUCCCUCCAGUCGUAAAUCUGCUGAAGAAGCCAUACCACUGGCCUGCCGUCAAGGCUGUGGUGGGCCUGAUCCGCAACCUGGCACUUUGCCCAGCCAAUCAGGCACCUCUUAGAGAUGUGGACGCCAUUUCCAAACUUGUCAAUCUGCUAAUGAAUGCCCACCAGGAUGCUCAGAAGCAUGGCUCAGCCAGCCAGCAAACAUACCAGGAUGGCGUGAGAAUGGAGGAGAUUGUAGAGGGGGCCACUGGAGCACUCCACAUCCUGGCCAGAGAUCCCAUGAACAGGGCCCUCAUGGUCGAAAUGAACACCAUUCCCCUGCUUGUGCAGUUGCUCUACUCCCCGGUGGAUAACAUAAAACGUGUGGCUGCUGGCGCGCUGUGUGAACUGGCUCUGGACAAGCAGUCGGCCAUUAUGAUUGAUAGCGAAGGUGCCGCCUCUCCCCUCAUGGAACUUCUGCACUCCAGCAACGAGGGCAUCGCUACCUAUGCGGCUGCUGUGCUGUUUCGCAUUUCUGAGGACAAAACUGCAGACUAUAAAAAACGUGUGUCUAUUGAGCUCACCCACUCUCUCUUCAAACACGACCCUGCAGCAUGGGACAUGGCUCAUAGCAAUACGAUGAUGGAAUCUGCAUAUGGACAAGAUAUGGAGCUUGAACAACGCUUUGCUGCUACGUAUGGAUUUGAUCCCACAGGAACAGAGCACGACAUAGCUGAUGACUUCCUAGCCUAUGACACAAUGCCCAGAGCCUAUGACGGCUGCUAACAGAAUGGUGACAUGCUGAAUUCCAAAAAUCAGUAAGAGAAGCAACGAUCCAGAACAGUCACCCUGCAAGUGCAGCGGGACUCCUGGGGCCAGCAGCCUCUGCACACACUGCUGUACUAUAUACGCAAUUAUCACUGUGCCAUGUGGGAGAGAAUCUGGGAUCACUUAACCCCACCUGCUCAUAAAAACAACUAUCCCCACUGGGGGUUUUUUUGGUAGAAAAUAUUGUAUUUUAAAGCUCUUACUAAGGGGGUGGGGUUGUAAACACAUUGGUGGAAAGAGGACUGGUACACUCCCAAACAGAUUUGUGUUGCCGAGUGAAUAAUCGUUCAUUUUUUUGGUAACUACUUUUACUUUGGAAAACACUGCCAGCACCAAGACUGAAGAGCUUUAAAUCUCUGACUUUAGUUCAGGUAUGUCCAGUGUGGCUCCACUUGUAUAACUGAAAAUUUGGUCUUAUAUGGAUGCUAAAACCCACAAUUGAGCUUCAUCACUUUUCUUCUUUGCAAUAAAUUAUUCACUACAGUACAGCAUUGUUAGCCCUAAGCUAGGGCUGGGCAAGAUUUCUUGAGAAAGUUGUGAAAUAAAAAAAUUGUAGUCAAGGGUCUUGUGAUAUAACCACAAGCUUUCAAUGGUCUGUAAAGAAAUAUAAUGAACGUGUUGACUUGCAAAAUGAAGUCUUUAGUGAAAUUACUAAAAUGGUAACAUUAGCAUUAACCUGUUUUACCUUUUUUCUUAAAUAGUAACUACAUAAUAAGGAUGUUUCAUAGUUAUGCCGUGCCAGUUUGUGAAAAUGUUGUGAUUAAAUUGUCUAACUGGUUCCCGCUGGAGAAAUGUAAGUAGGGACAAUAGCCUCGAGUGCAGUCUGGACCCGGGCCUUCUGAUAUCUUAUACCAACAUCUGGCUCCAGAAUUUUGCCACACACAAUCAAUAACCUUAAGAUGUAAAUACACUAUUGAGGGGAAAAAACACCUUGCAAGUCUGGUGAAGUUUUAGAAACCCGAUUUCUUAUUUUGCUAUAUACUACAUAGACAAAUACUGUAAAUGCAGUGAUGUACGUAUAAACACUAACACGGGGUAGAACUUGAGUUGUCACCAAAGUCUUUUCACAAUGAGCAUUAAUUUGUAGUGGGAUUAUUGAAAACCUGAUGUCUUUAUAAGUGUUUCUACUUCAUACUUUGUACAAAAAAAAAAUUAAAAUAAAAAUUAAAAUCAUUUCCUCA